AUAGGCAGCCAUACUUACCAGAAAAUUAGAGAAAAACACACGAAGAAAAUAGGCUUCUUGUUUUAAUUAAACCAAGCUUAGCCACUAGUUCUCAGCGCCAGUGUUAACUUCAAGCGCCUUCAAUUGAAGUUACCCCAAUUGCGCGAUUUAAGCAAUAACUUUCUUGUUUGAAGGCUAAAAGAAAGUACGGGCCUCAUGGAUUCGGAAUCGACUCUUCUCGAGCGACACAGCUCCACGAACGAUCUGAACGAUGCUGAAGUGGAAGUCAAAACCACCGCUAGCACCAAGUUUGGCAUGGACGCUUCGGGUCACGCUACUGCCGACGCUGUGACCACCACCACCGCCACUCUGCGCGGAACCAACAAGAUCGGCAGCGGCAGCGACGAGGUAGAGGAGGACAUCUUCGAAGAAGUUAAGAUGAUUCUUCGCAAGCGCCGAGGCUGGGGGCCGGAGGAUUCCCUCAGCGCCAACGACUUGGGCCUGCUCGAGUACGACGACGAACUGGGAGAAGAGGAUGAUGCCGGAUGCCCGCUACCCUCGACCCCCGAGGACACUCAGCUUAUUGAGGCGGAGAUGACGGAAGUGCUGAAGGCUGGCGUUCUUUCCGAUGAAAUCGAUUUGGGAGCUUUGGCCCAUAAUGCCGCCGAGCAGGCGGAGGAAUUCGUGCGCAAGGUUUGGGAAGCCAGCUGGAAGGUGUGUCACUACAAAAAUCUGCCCAAGUGGUUGCAGGACAACGAUUUCCUGCACCGUGGCCAUCGCCCACCGUUGCCUUCGUUCCGCGCUUGCUUCAAGUCGAUCUUCCGUGUCCACACGGAAACUGGCAACAUCUGGACACAUCUGCUGGGCUGCAUCGCCUUCAUCGGCGUGGCUCUGUACUUCAUAUCGCGACCCUCUGUGGAGAUUCAAACUCAGGAGAAGCUCGUCUUUGGCGCCUUCUUUAUUGGGGCAAUCGUGUGCUUGGGAUUCUCAUUCGCUUUUCACACACUUAGCUGUCACUCUGUAGAGAUGGGAAGACUGUUUUCUAAACUAGACUACUGUGGAAUUGCGCUGCUCAUCAUGGGCUCCUUUGUUCCUUGGCUGUACUAUGGAUUUUAUUGUCAUUACCAGCCAAAGGUGAUCUACCUGUCAGUGGUGUGCGUGCUGGGCGUUCUCUCCAUCGUUGUCUCGCUGUGGGACAAGUUCUCGGAGCCGGGACUUCGGCCACUGCGCGCUGGCGUGUUCAUGAGCUUUGGCCUGUCCGGUGUGAUUCCCGCCGUGCAUUACAGCAUCAUGGAGGGAUGGUUUAGCCAGAUGAGUCGCGCCAGUCUAGGAUGGCUAAUUCUCAUGGGUCUUCUAUACAUUACCGGAGCUCUUCUCUACGCUCUUCGAGUGCCCGAACGUUGGUUCCCUGGGAAAUUCGACAUAUGGGGACAAUCUCAUCAAAUAUUCCACAUUCUGGUCAUUGCGGCUGCUUUUGUGCACUACCACGGCAUCUCAGAAAUGGCAAUGUACCGAGUGAUGUACAGCGAGUGUACUGUCCCCAUCGAACCAAUAACCUUGUAGAAGCUGAUGCGGAGGCCAAAAGAACAAUCAUCAUAAUACACACCCCCCCCAACACACACAUACAUAUAUAUUUAAACCAACAAAAAUCCGAUACAUUUUUGCGAAAUAGCGCAGUUUUACAAUGCAACCUUUUUAGCGUUUGGUGAGCAUUUGUACCUUGUUAUGAAAGUCCAACGGAACGAAAUUCAAGACACAUUUGAGGAUUACUCGCAUUUAUCAUCAAAAUCUGUCAUCCAUUGAAAGGCAAAAAGUUAGCUAAAAGGAAAAAAUAACCAUUUGAUUGUCGAAUGAAAUCUGCAGUAGAGUAAUUUAAUAUAUGUACAAUUAUUUAUAAAA
This is a messenger RNA of Drosophila bipectinata, 1878 nucleotides long. It is a transcript of the gene AdipoR, whose product is annotated as adiponectin receptor. The record is from RefSeq and is a predicted model, not a curated record. Gene Ontology annotation, molecular function: signaling receptor activity. NCBI's taxonomy places the organism in Eukaryota, Metazoa, Arthropoda, Insecta, Diptera, Drosophilidae. Gene Ontology annotation, biological process: adiponectin-activated signaling pathway. Gene Ontology annotation, cellular component: plasma membrane.